ACCGUCGCACGUUAGCCAGCGCUAACCGCCGGAGGCUGACGAGUCGGAGUCGCACCGUCGGCUCGAGGCUACCUGCUCGCCACCCGACGACCCAUCUACUCCUGCACGCCGCGUCGAGGGACGGGAUAUAUCGCUCGGGACGGCGGAGGUGGCACCGACCCCCCACCACCGGGGGCGAAACGCUGAGGCCCCUCCUACCGGACGAGGAGGAGGGAAAGGCCGAGCGGCCGUUUCGCGCUCUCGCUUUAUCGGAUUCUCUCGCUCGCUUCGUCGGGGGUGGGGAAAAAUCGCCCCCUUUUGAGGAAGAAAAGAACCACGGCGACAACUGCCCUCCGACAGCGCGACCUGGCCACUACCACCGUGACACCACCGCCGCGCACUGUGGGGACGAGAACGAGAACGAGAACGAGAACGAGAAAGAGGAGAGAGAGGAGAGAGCUGAAAGGUGGGCAAGAAGCUCGCUCGCCGCUCGCUCCUGCAGGUUCCACCGCCUCGCCGUAACCUUACGUCGAACGUCACCCGGUGCUCCGGAGUUACGCUACACCGCACUACCUGCCUAUCUUGUCCCGAGUCCGGCGACACGCGUGGCGGUAGCACGGGACGCACGGGACGCACGGGACGCUCAGCAGCCGUGCCACCGCUAGGCUCUCUGCGACGGAGAGAAAGAGAGCGAGAGAGAGAGAGGGAGAGGGAGAGAGAAAGAGAGAGAGAGAGGAGAGCGCUAGCCACCCAGCCAUCCAUCGCGGCUCGCACCUCAGCCACCGGUGCAAGCACAUCGGUGCCCGCCGCCCUGCUCAACACCAAUUCGACUCGGGACUCGCGUUAAAAGUGCCACCCGACUUACGCGCUCCACGAAUCAUCGCCUCCGGCCAGUUUAUCCCCGGCAACGAACCACGCUUGGAGCAGCAGCCAGCCGCCCGGCCCCAACAGCUGGUCUGCACGUCAGUGCCGUUUCCACUGCUGCGAGCGGUCGUCGAUCAGGGUGGAGAUAAAAAGAUCGGUUUCUCCUUGUUUCUUUGUUUAUUUUUUUUCACUGUUUUUUGGUUUUCGUUUUUCUAAUCAAGUGCCACCGUGCGUUUGUUACACGCAACGCCUAGCGAAGGGACGGAUGCUUUUAUCCGAGUUCGUACAGUGAUCGACGCAGUGCAGUUUGUACAGUGAACUUCAAUGUUUGACACGAUGACACAGUUUUUGAGAAUUUUAUCGUCGCCGAUCACGGUUCGGAUGUGAAUGUUGACAAAUUGUACGAGCGGCGAAACUUGGCCGACCACAGAUACACGAUGACGUAUUGACAGUGUCCGUUUUUCGGAUCAAUCCGAGAGGUGCGUCGCAACCUUGUGCAUUUUCGUCAAUUCGUCAAAGAGUCUACGUACUUACACGUACAUACCUAUACAUAUAUUUAUACAUAUAUAUACGUAUACAGAAAACAAAGGUGCAACGUUCUUAUUAUUACGUAUACAAGGUGGAAAAACGGGGGGUUGGUUACCGCAGUGUGUGAAGUGUGAUUAAUACUCAUAUAUCUGUAAUCAGUGGACUGUGCAAUGACGACCGCGAAGUGAAAAAAGAAUGACGCUAGCCUAGCGGAGUUUCACUACUUACGGCCCAUAGUCGGCCGACACAACAUGUCACAGUUCUCCUUCAGAGGAUCACCCAAUUUGCAGUGCCCUGUGACAGCCACACCCUCGCUAUCCUCGACUUCCCCGUCGCCGGCAUCCGCGCCGGUCCUGAGCGGGGGCAGCGUAUCUUCGUUGGGGAGUGCGGUAGGUAAUUCCUCGUUGCAAACCAGGAUGGCGGUGACGAGUGCGGUGGUCCGUCCACCCGGGAGUCCGACCGCCUCCGUCAGUCCGUCUCACGCGCCACCUUCCGCCGGCGGAAGAUGCUGCGAUACCGGAAGGCCGAUAUUCACCGACCCCUUGACCGGGCAGACCGUUUGUUCCUGCCAGUACGACCUCCUCGGCGGUUACCAGCGACUCGGCGCCCUUCCGACCGCCGCCCUUUCCAUGUACAGCGCCCCCUAUGCCGCAGCCGCCGCCGCAGCCGCCUCCGAAGGUAUGGCGGCGUACUUCCCCGGACUCGGUGCUGACCAGGCGCCGUUCUACACCCCCACGGCCGCUGGUCUUGAGUUGAAAGAAAACCUCGGAGCUGGAGCGGCUGCAGCAUGGACCUAUCCUUCGGUCUAUCAUCCCUACGACGCGGCCUUCGGUUACCCGUUCAACGGCUAUGGCAUGGACCUAAACGGUGCGAGGCGGAAGAACGCGACACGCGAAACGACGAGUACCCUCAAGGCGUGGCUGAACGAGCACAAGAAAAACCCUUACCCAACCAAAGGCGAGAAGAUCAUGCUGGCCAUUAUCACCAAGAUGACCCUCACCCAGGUAUCGACGUGGUUCGCCAACGCUCGGAGGCGGCUCAAGAAGGAGAAUAAAAUGACCUGGGAACCCAGGAAUAGGGUAGAGGACGAGGAUAACAAUAACGAGGACGAUGACAGCGGCAGGAAAAGCGUUGACGAGAAGGACCGACUAGACUCGAAGGAUUCGGGAACAGGUUCAAGCGAGGACGGUGAGCGACCGGCGCAUCGUUUGGACAUGUUACACGGCAGCAGCGGGGUGUCGGGAGGUUUGCAGGGUGGACGAGCGGAGAGCGAAUGGAGCGAAUCGCGAGCGGACAGCGGUCCGGACAGUCCCGAAUGCCUUUACGACCAGCGAGAACCGCGGCACCCCCUCCAGCUGCAGCACCCUGCGUACCUCUCGUCUGCGCAUGGUCGUUUGCUGCAGCACCCCUCCCCGGAAAGCACCUCGCCGAGUGGUCACCACCUCCCCGCAAGUACCAGCGCCUCGUCCCAAGGCCCCGGGGGCCCAGCGAAACCUCGAAUCUGGUCGCUAGCGGACAUGGCGAGUAAAGACGGGGACCAGCAGAGCCCGCCGCAGGGGUUGCCGGGCCUGGGUUCGCCUUACGGUGGGGGUGGAAAGCUGGUGAGCCCAUUGGCGAGUAGAAUGCCGGCACACCAUCCGUUGCACCCGAUGCACCCUGGCUCGCAGUUCGUUCGUCCUCAUCCGGACUUCUACAGGAACUUUUACGGCGCCUCGCACCUUGGAUCGGGGGACAUGUCGUUACUCGAGACUUACUCGAGGCUCGGUGGACUCGGAGGAGUCAUGCCGGCGGUCAGCGCCCCCAGUGUCCUAACUUCGUCUUCCUCGACCUCCGGGGCCGUGAAGUCCUUCCCCAUGAACGGGGGCCCGGGCCCCGGUGGUCCCGGCAUUCUCCUUACGACGACAUCCGGCGUAUCGCCGUCCUCGUCCUCCACCGCCUCAUCCGGAGGCUCCGACCAGUCCCCUCAUCCCGGGAACAGCAUCCCCCCGACGGAACUCAAGUCACCGGGCAGGGUUUGAUCCGAAGACCCGUUGAGAUCUCGUCUCGGCGAUCGUUGAGAGGAGCUUUUUGUUUUUGGAGGGGAAUUCACCUUCCGGGAUCGCGAGGAACUUUCGGUGAGGUCCCGACGAAUGAUACCGAUCGUUUCUUUUUUUUUUUUCUGUUGUUGUUCGUUUGUUUAUUUUUUUCUUCUUUUUUACCUUCUUUUUCGUAUAAAAAGAAAGGAAGAAAAAAUAAUUAUUAACAAUUACGACUGCAGAGUGUGUGGCUGACAAUAACAGACUCCAAAAUAUUGUAAUUAGUGUACAGAGAGAGACUGACCGUCGAGAGAAUUUUUCACCCCCCAUCCAAAAUACGCAAUGUGUACUCAUCCUUCCUUCCUCCGCCCCCUAUUUCCCUAAACGAUCAGUUAAUCUGGUCAGUUCAUCUAUCUCAGCUACUUGAGAAUAAAUUUAUAAUAAACAUGGAAAUGUAAAAGGGAGGAGAAUAAUUAAAAUAACAACAAUAAUAAGUAACGGUAUGGACGAGCAUAAAAAAAAAAAAAAAGAAAAGAAAAAGAAUGUACGACAAUUUUAGCGUAUAUAUACCUAAUAUAUACCUGACUACUUAUAGCUGCGGUUAUAUAUAAUUAAUAUGUAUAACGAUUAUCAAUAUCGAAAUGAAAUUCACACUGAACAACAAAUAUAUAUAUAUAUAUAUUAAAUAUAAAUAUACAUAUAUAAAUAUAAAUAUUAUACAUAAUGAAUAUUAUUAUUUAUGCGUUUGUAAAUAGUAGCAAGUACUGGUCGAGAAUCCAGCAGUGUAUAUGUAUUGUAUGUAGAAUAGGAACAAUAUUGUUAUUACCCCUAACAUUAUCAUCAUUAUUAUUACUAUUAUUAUUAUUAUUAUUACUGUCAUGACAAUUAUUAUUAUUAAUAUUAUUAUCACUAUUAUUAUUAAAACAACAUUUGAUUCAUAAUUCGUGCAUCAUAAUGAUUAGUUAUUAUUAUUAUUAUUGUUAUCGCAAUGUUUGUAAUAUUUAUGUACCUAUCUAUCUAUCUAUAUAUAUAUAUAUAUAUAUAUAUGUAUAUGUAUAUAUAUAUAUGUAACUGAUUGCAUCGGUCAUGACGAGGAGGUACAUAUAUAGUACAUACCCAAACAUGCCCGCAUAUGAGUUAAUUAUAAAAGUCACUGCGGCAGAUUGCGAUACGUGAGGACAGGUGCGAGGUAAGAAAUUUAUCUACAACGACGAACAAUCAGUCUGAAAAUCAGCAAUGAAAUCGAACCGUACAUUACAUAGUUUUAAUCGCGAUGGCGCGCGAAAGAAAAAUUAGACAUCGGAGGUAAAAUGAGUCGCAUUUUAUUUUUAUGAAUUAUUUACAUGAAUACUAACGAAAAGAUUUGUUUUUCGGUUUGGAAAGACUUGCUUCGCAUCCUCGUUCGGGAUCUGCCUUUGGAUACAAUAAACCGUACUGUUCAUCGUUAUUUCGUUUAUUUUUUGUUGCGUUGUUUAAGAAGCAAAGACGUGUAUUAAUUAUGAUUGUUUUUUUUUUUUUUUUUCGUCAAUUUGUUCCCUUUUUUUUUUGUUUAUAGUCUCUUUCAUCACUGUUCAUUCCCAUAGUCAUCGGCAAUUAUUAUUAAUUCCAGUGUAAAUCAUCGUUAUAUUAUAUAAACAUUGAUGAGUUGUCGGAGAGUGUUGAGAAGCGCGGAAACGUAGCCUUUAAAAGCUUUAUAGUAUAUAAGAAUGCACCUAUAUACUAUAACAGAAGAAUAAAAAAAAACCAAAAAAAAAAAAAAAAAACAAGAAUAAACCUCGUCGGUGAGGAAGAAGACAGACUCGUAUGACGAAUAUUGUAAAAC
Neodiprion virginianus is the source of this 5208-nucleotide messenger RNA. RefSeq names its product iroquois-class homeodomain protein IRX-6 (gene mirr). Gene Ontology annotation, cellular component: nucleus. Gene Ontology annotation, molecular function: DNA-binding transcription factor activity, RNA polymerase II-specific; RNA polymerase II cis-regulatory region sequence-specific DNA binding. Gene Ontology annotation, biological process: neuron differentiation; regulation of transcription by RNA polymerase II; cell development. Lineage: Eukaryota; Metazoa; Arthropoda; Insecta; Hymenoptera; Diprionidae. Bases 1623 to 3389 code for a protein of 588 amino acids. The record is from RefSeq and is a predicted model, not a curated record. The transcript has 5 exons.